UUCGAUAAGUAUCUUUUAAAAAAACAUCUUGCGGUCACGCUUGCUUUGCCUUUUGUCAAAAACAAAAACAUUACUUAUUUUAUGCAAAAUUCUUGAUUUCCGAAUUAUUAUGCUUGUUCAUCGCGCGCUAUGUCAAAGCUGGCUAUCACAGGUGACUUACAGAUUUCAUGCAAAUAUUGCUAGCAGACACAUCCAGCCCAAUCAAAGAUUUUGGCAGCCGCCAGUUCGUCAUUUCCACGCACAGAGAACGAGGAGUAGUAACAUAAAACCUAAUGUUGGGGAACCGGCGACAGAUGGCAAUUCGGUGCCGGUAAACAAUGUUAUCAAAGCGGUGGCGUUCACAGGAGCAUUCAGUGUCGGCUGUUUUGCUGGAGCGACCAUAAUGGAGUACGAGAAUACACGUAGCAUGAUUAUAUCAAAGGCAAAGCAGGCACGUUUCGGGUGGUUUCAAAAUCGAUCGAUAGCGGAUCGCGAUAGCUGGUGGCAGUUGAAACAGGAUGUACGACGCUUUUGGGAUUCCCUAUCGCCUGGCGAUAAGACAUUUGCACCAAUCCUAGUAGCCAACUUAUUGGCGUUUGGUCUGUGGCGUGUUCCAGCUUUGCGCACCACAAUGUUAACAUAUUUCACAUCAAAUCCGGCAGCGCGUAUCGUUUGCUGGCCAAUGUUCCUGUCGACAUUCAGUCACUACUCAGUUAUGCAUAUAUUUGCCAAUAUGUAUGUUCUCCACAGCUUUUCAAAUGCAGCCGUUUUGUCCUUGGGCAAAGAGCAAUUCAUGGCCGUCUAUUUGAGUGCCGGCGUCUUCUCUAGCUUGAUGAGCGUUCUUUACAAGGCGGGCACAAAACAUCCGGGCAUGUCUUUGGGUGCGUCGGGAGCCAUCAUGACCGUCUUGGCCUAUGUUUGUGCACAGUAUCCUGAAACCCAGUUGAGCAUAUUGUUCCUGCCUACAGUUACAUUCUCUGCCGGCGCAGCUAUUAAAGUGAUCAUGGGCAUUGACUUUGCAGGCUGUGUUAUGGGCUGGAAGUUCUUUGAUCAUGCAGCGCACUUAGGUGGUGCCAUGUUCGGCAUUUUCUGGGCCCACUAUGGAUCCCAAUUGUGGGCGAAACGUAUUAGUCUGCUGAACUAUUACCACGAACUCCGCAGAACGAAACAAAAGUAAUACAAAUGACAAUAUGCAAUUGUACAAAAUUUUGUGAAAUACACACAUUGCACUAGCGAAUCUAAAAAAAAGA
This is a messenger RNA of Drosophila nasuta, 1229 nucleotides long. RefSeq names its product rhomboid family intramembrane serine protease rho-7 (gene rho-7). NCBI's taxonomy places the organism in Eukaryota, Metazoa, Arthropoda, Insecta, Diptera, Drosophilidae. Gene Ontology annotation, molecular function: serine-type endopeptidase activity. The transcript has 6 exons. Bases 110 to 1156 code for a protein of 348 amino acids. Gene Ontology annotation, cellular component: membrane. The record is from RefSeq and is a predicted model, not a curated record.